Molecule: messenger RNA, 2100 nt
Organism: Cicer arietinum (chickpea)
Lineage: Eukaryota; Viridiplantae; Streptophyta; Magnoliopsida; Fabales; Fabaceae
Product: dihydroorotate dehydrogenase (quinone), mitochondrial
Biological process (GO): pyrimidine ribonucleotide biosynthetic process; 'de novo' pyrimidine nucleobase biosynthetic process
Cellular component (GO): cytoplasm; mitochondrial inner membrane
Molecular function (GO): dihydroorotate dehydrogenase activity
Source: RefSeq, a predicted model, not a curated record
AAACCCCAAAGUUAAAAACCUUUAUACGACUGAUGCUAAAACUCUGCCUCCACUAACGACGGCGCUGCCUACUCUCCUUACCGGAACCACCGCAUUCCGGUAACUCACAAACGAUUUCGGUAAAACUUUCGUAAACCCAUCUGAACCUCCUGCUUACCUCCCAUUGCACGAAUUCGUAUAAAGUUUCUUCUGUAUUGUCGCCGCCACUAAAACCCUUUCACUUUCACGCUAUUGAUUAGCGAAAGUUAUCGACUUUUGUAAUAUUUAUUCCUCUGUGUGACACCCCAUUGAAGUGUUUUGUGGAUUCCUUUUGUGGGUGUUGUUGCGUUGAAGUUACGUACGUGAAGUAAUAAUGGCCGCAUGGUCUUCUAGAAAGUUGCUGAGAGAUGUUUUUCUCAAAAGGGCUGUCUCCAAUCGAAUUUCAGCCGUUAGAGAUUUUUCUUCUGCACCGGAAAAUGCUCCUAAGAUUGGUUACUAUUCCAAGAAAGGAAGAUUGUUAACAGGAGCCACCCUUGGCCUACUUAUAGCUGGUGGAGCUUAUGUGAGUACUGUGGAUGAAGCUACUUUCUGUGGAUGGUUAUUCUCAGCCACAAAACUAGUGAAUCCUUUUUUCGCUUUGAUGGACGCCGAGUUUGCACACAGACUAGCCGUCUCAGCUGCAGCUCGUUGUUGGGUUCCAAGGGAGAAGAGGCCUGACCCAUCAAUCUUAGGUUUAGAGGUUUGGGGAAGAAAGUUCUCCAAUCCAGUAGGUCUUGCUGCAGGCUUUGAUAAAAAUGCUGAGGCUGUCGAUGGCUUACUUGGGUUGGGCUUUGGUUUUGUGGAGGUUGGCUCCGUUACUCCCGUCCCUCAGGAUGGCAAUCCAAAGCCUCGAAUGUUCAGGUUGCGAAAUGAAGGAGCUGUUAUAAAUAGAUGUGGCUUCAAUAGUGAGGGGAUUGUUGCUGUCGCAAAGCGGUUGGGUGCUCAGCAUGGUAAGAGGAAACUAGAUGAAACUUCAAGCACUUCAACUCAAAAUAAUGAAGUCAAACAGGGUGGAAAAGCCGGCCCUGGCAUUCUUGGUGUAAAUCUUGGCAAGAACAAGACAAGUGAAGAUGCUGCAGCAGACUAUGUUCAAGGAGUACAUACAUUGUCCCAGUUUGCUGAUUAUUUGGUGAUUAAUGUUUCAUCACCAAAUACUCCUGGUUUGCGUAUGCUUCAAGGAAGGAAGCAAUUGAAAGAUCUUGUGAAGAAGGUUCAGGCUGCACGCGAUGAAAUGCAAUGGGGUGAGGAGGGUCCCCCUCCAUUGCUGGUAAAAAUUGCACCGGAUUUGUCAAAAGAAGACCUUGAAGAUAUUGCUGCAGUUGCCUUGGCUCUUCACUUAGAUGGCCUGAUUAUAUCAAAUACAACUAUUUCAAGACCACAGCCUGCCGAUGAAAAUCCAUUGUCUUUAGAAACUGGUGGUUUGAGUGGGAAGCCUCUCUUCAAUCUCUCUACUAAUAUCUUGAAGGAGAUGUAUAUCUUGACAAGGGGCAGGAUUCCUUUGAUUGGCUGUGGCGGCGUUAGCAGUGGAGAAGAUGCAUACAAGAAAAUCCGAGCUGGAGCAACUCUUGUUCAGCUGUAUACAGCAUUUGCUUAUGGUGGACCUGCACUGAUUCCUCAAAUAAAGGCUGAAUUAGCUGCAUGCUUGGAAAGAGACGGUUACAAAUCCAUCCUUGAUGCAGUUGGUGCAGAUUGCAGAUGAGUUUUAUCCACCUUGCUGUAAGCAAUCAUAUAAUAUCAUUCUAAGUGUAGCCAUAUUCCUUUUUUGGAAAUGCCAAAUUUUCAUUUUUUUUUUGCUUUUCUUUUAUAUAUUGUUAUUUAAUUUGAAUUUAAAUGGGUUUGGCCACGUGUUAUGAAUUGUAAAAGUGAAGGUUGUUUUUAGGCAAUUCAGGCAAUUUUUGUUUUGGAGUGAUGAUUGUUUGGCAAUAAACCGCCAAAUAAUUGAGAAAUACCUGUGUAUCAUAAACCCACUAAUAAUCAAGUUAUGGAGCAUAAAGUUAGAUUAAACCCCAUCAACAUGUGGACAAAUGGUACUCUAAAUUUAUGAGGAUAUGCAAUAUGAAGCCAUAACGUCGUACUUGUGGA